Messenger RNA from Schistosoma margrebowiei, 958 nucleotides. NCBI's taxonomy places the organism in Eukaryota, Metazoa, Platyhelminthes, Trematoda, Strigeidida, Schistosomatidae. The record is from the annotation of a GenBank genome assembly.
GAAUGCAGUCAUCUUUAUUGAUCAUUGAAAUAACAAAUCCCUGAUUCACUGAAAGGUUUGUUCACAAAUCUGACGGUCGAAGCGUAAAUUAUUGGAUUUCGAAGCCCUUCUGAAUAAGCCGGGUCAUGUGAGAAUGGACGAUACGGAUGAAAUAGAUUUUCUUAAUUAUGUUUCUUCCGGACAAUAUGACAGACCCCGUGAGCCCGUUUUGAUAAAAGGCUGUGGAGAUGUAACAAUCUUUGGUAUGAACAAUAAAUUCAAGGAAGAAUUCCCUAAUGAAUUACAUGGUAAACUAGCUCCUGAAGAAUUUGAGGAAAGUAUACGUAAAAUUAAUGAGCGCUUGGAGAAUUCACUACCUAGUCAUGUUAGAUGGUUUAUUUGUGGAUUAUUGUGUUGUUGUUGUACAGCUGGAUGCUCACUAUGGCCAGUAAUUCAUUUAAGCAGACGAACCAAAAGAGAUCUACAAAAAAUACUGGAAGCUGAAAAUAUUCGAUUGUAUUGUAAUAUUGGUUUACGUUUGUCUUUGGUCAAACAACGGUCUUCCGAAACAACAACACUGAUGGAAUACGUUCUUCGAAUAGAUCAAUUGCCAAAAGCGUGUAUAUAUUUUCCUGAUUGAACUUUUCACAAAAUUAAAACAAAAAACGGGCAUCAUUAUCAUUUCUGAGGGAUUUUUACUUUCAUUCCAAUUUCCAUGAAAAAUGUUCAGUAAUUUGAUUUUUGUAGUGAUAUAUCUUCCUUAUUUUCAUCCCAAAAUGUUGAGUUUUUCUUAUCACUAUUACUAGUCCUAUGUUCAGCUGAUUAUCAUAAACAAUAUCAUAUUGAACCAUUCGGUUGUAUACACGAGUUCAAUAACGCUAUGUUUAAACUGCAGGUUUUAACUAACCUAGUAGAUCUGAACAGUUUGUUGUGAAACAUACUGUUCACUAUCCACUAUAUAUAUAUAUAUAUAUAUAUA